CCGGGGCUACAUACAAACACACAACACAAACACGUCACACGGAAAGGGCGUGAUAGAAUAUCGCAAUGGGGAACUCCAAUUCAUCGCACGAACCCCUUGAACGGGGGUUCACUCGUGGAACGUAUGGAGACGUUAAAAAUACGAAAUCGGCCUCCUUCCGACAGAGCAAACGGUCGCCGAAGAAGAUGGAUCGGUUGCGAAAAUCGUUUCGUGAUUCGUUCCGGCGGCGCAAGGAUCGGGUACCGGAGGCUGCCAAGCCACACCAGUGGCAGUCGGAUGAGCAAGCGGUCCGUUCGGCAACCUGUACCUUUUCGGUGAAGUACCUCGGCUGCGUGGAGGUGUUCGAAUCUCGUGGCAUGCAGGUGUGCGAAGAAGCGUUAAAGGUGUUGCGCAACUCCCGGCGACGUGCAAUAAGGGCGCAGCUGCAUGUGAGCGGCGACGGGCUGCGAGUGGUCGAGGAUGACACCAAGGGGCUGAUCGUGGAUCAGACGAUCGAGAAAGUAUCGUUCUGCGCACCGGAUCGUAACCACGAGCGCGGCUUCAGCUACAUCUGCCGCGACGGUACUACGCGGCGGUGGAUGUGUCACGGGUUUCUGGCCAGCAAAGACUCGGGCGAACGGCUAUCGCAUGCCGUGGGCUGUGCGUUUGCCGUGUGCCUGGAGCGCAAGCAGCGGCGCGACAAGGAGUGUGGCGUGACGAUGACGUUCGACAUGAAAAAUUCAACCUUCACGCGCACUGGCUCUUUCCGCCAGCAGACGAUGACGGAACGAUUGACGGAUACGGCGGUGGUGGCUCCACAGCCAAACAGCAACGCUUCGAAACCGUACAAUCCGUUUGCGAUCGAGCGGCCGCACGCCACACCCUCGAUGCUGGAACGCCAGGGUAGUUUCCGGGGCUUCACACAGAUCGGGUCAGCUUCGCCCUUCAAACGGCAGAUGUCGCUGCGGAUAAACGAUCUUCCGUCCAAUGCCGAACGGCAGCGCGCAUUUCUCGAACCGGGCACACCGCAGCGCACCACCGUGUCGCCGAUUCCGGAGGUAUCGCCACAGCCCACGGACACCGUGAGCCAGCUGUGCCAGGAGCUGAGCCAGGGCCUGUCGCUGCUGACCAAAAACGAUACCGACGAUUUCUAUCUCAGCAAAGAGCUGCACAUCAAAUCGGCGGGCGCCGCCUCGACGGUGGCCACUACUACGAGCAUCACUUCCAGCGCGGCACUGGUAGCGACACCAUCGUCGUUCACCUCCUCCAAUGCAAUCGGCUACGUGUCCGGGCUGACGGCUACUAGAGCCGGGCUCGAAGCCAUCAUCCAACCGCCCUCGCUACAGUCGCUAGCCGUCGUACCGACCAUUCCGCCGCGCUCGAUCUCGCCACUGAACAGACAGCAAACGCCAACCAGCCUGUCCUCCAGCCUAGGUAACAACAUUGGUAGCAACAAUUCUGUCAACACCAUCACACUCAGCAGUAGCAGCAAUUACUCCUCCACUGCGACAGCCAUUGCAGCCCCCUCUGCCGCUACCACAGCCGCCGCCGCCACUAGCAGCAGUGUGGUGGUUCCGGUAGAAACCGUCUCUCCCUUGCCGAAGCCGGAGCAAUGGUUGGGACAGAUCGUGAAGAACGUGUCACCAUCGCCGAGGCGUGCGCCUUCGUUGCACAGCCGCGCCAAGUCGCUCAACGCUGGCGAUCCAUUCGACGCCGAAUGGGUGGCGGACGUGGCGAAGCCAGAAAUACAUAGCACGAAUCCGUUCAUUUCCCCACCGAAGCCACCGGCCCAAUCGUUCCAAGUGCACCUCUAAGUUUGGGCGAUUUGGGCAUGGGACCGUGCGCGGCGUGUGGGACUCGAAAAGAGACCGAUCGGAAGAACGACUCGCUCUUCCAUAUCUCUUGGUGCUUCAAUUGGUUUGCGUUUUCCUGUGGGAGUAGUCGUACGGUAGUUAAAUGAUGGUAUCUAAAUAAUUCGUUUGUUAUUUGUGCUUGUCCUUUCUGUGGCGCAGUGGUUGGUCACAGGAGGGGAAGCCAAAGGGGCGGCAGUAAGGUGGUAGCGCGGUUAAAAGAAAAGUCUGUAGAGAUGUAAAAGAUCAAUCAAAAAGCCUGUGGAGCAAAUGAAGGUGUUUUCCACUCGGAGGAAGGACGGAUCGAGCGUCAACGUUACUUGAAACACGGAGCACUGUACUUACACGCGAACGACACAUUCUCAGUAGCAUUUUUACUCUUGGAGCUUCUUCAGCCCGCGGGGGGAGCUCUCGUAGGGUUUUGCCCCGCUCGGAGCCGGUAGCUGUUAGAGCUGUUACUAUCGUUCGGAAGAGCGAAUGUGCUUAAACUCGUAAAUUUAUAUUCUUCUCAUUCUCAUGUUAGAAGCGGAAAUCUGAACCAUUUAAACGUUUAUUAUUUGUUAUGACGUUGGGAGGUACUUUAACCGUAUGAAUUCCAGAUGUAAUGAACUUGUUUAGUUCGUCUGUUUUAUACUAGCCGAAUGAACCGAAUGUUAGUAGCUGCACAUGCUGCGACAACAGGGGCGCACUCUAAAUGCUUCUCGGAACCCCACUCGAAUGCUUUCGUGUUAACGAACGGGCGGCAAUAGAAGCUCGGGUAGCUAUUCAUCGUUAGGCAAAAAGAAAACCAACAUACUUAAUCCCCCGUAGCCAAAAAUGAGUCAUGCACGAACACUGUCGUCUAUUGCUCUUGUCGCUGUCCAACCAUAGCCGCUACUAUUUUCAACACUAUAGAAAAUGGCAGCUGUUUUACUACUAUUACUCUGAAUCAGGGCAAAAUUAAUCCUACCGUGCGGCUUAUAAAGCUUUACCUACUUAGCCUAUAACCGUCUGUCUCUGGUCCGGUAUCGUUUUCGAUGUGUAUGAGGAAUGUCGAACCUCAGACGGGCGCUACUUAGUGUUUCUUGCCGUGCGUAGAUUGACACCGCGCUGCGUUAACUGCAAUCCAAACCGAUGGAACAAAGCAUAUAUUUUAGUAGGCAAUAGAUAAUAGUAUCACUGCACAAAGCCGCGGCGCAACUGAAUACAGAACUAAUGGCCCCUAGAAAAUGGCACCACUAGGAGGAAACGUUUAGCCCUUAAAGUAUGAAUCCUUUUAGAAACUGAUUGGAGAAGGUAGUAACGGCUCGCUAUCAGCAACAAUCCAACAAUAGAUACAUGCAUGUGGGCAUACGCAACACCACAAAACCACCACAAAAACGCUCGUUUAUCUUCACGAAGCAGACUUGUAAACCGAGAGCUGAAUGUGUUGCGAGCAAACGGAUGGAGGAAUUUGCAAAUGUUGGAGUAAAAUAGUGGGAAAACCGUAUUGUGAUUACUAAUAUAUACAUAUAUAUAUAUAUACACAUCCACAGCUUAAUAUUAAGGUAAUGAAACAAAGAAAACAGAUUAAAACAAAAAGCAACACCUAUUGUCGAAUUACCUAUCUAUUGCGUUUGAUGAAAGAAGUGAUAAUGUGUUGGUAGUGGAAAGUGGCCCUUCACCUAGGACGACGUCCCUUUGCUCUGCUGCUACAGAGAAGCCUAGA
Anopheles bellator is the source of this 3516-nucleotide messenger RNA. RefSeq names its product protein numb (gene numb). The record is from RefSeq and is a predicted model, not a curated record. The coding region runs from base 66 to 1793 and encodes 575 amino acids. NCBI's taxonomy places the organism in Eukaryota, Metazoa, Arthropoda, Insecta, Diptera, Culicidae. The transcript is spliced from 3 exons.